Messenger RNA from Podarcis lilfordi (Lilford's wall lizard), 1160 nucleotides. NCBI's taxonomy places the organism in Eukaryota, Metazoa, Chordata, Lepidosauria, Squamata, Lacertidae. The record is from the annotation of a GenBank genome assembly.
GUAUGCCUUUUGUCUUUUUACUUUGUUUUUCUUUCUUUUUUGUAUGUUUUGUUUUUCUUUCUUGUUUGUACAGUAUUAUUUUGGAUUUAAAGUUUGUAAUUUUUGUUAUGAUUUUGCAUUGAAAAUAAAAUAUUUUUUAAAAAUAAAUAAAUAAAUAAAUUAUUGGAAAACACAGAUAAUUAAAUGCAUUCCCAUCUGGGUUGAAUCCUGGCCAUUGGGGUUCAAUCCGUCCAAUAUUGAGGGGGCCAAUAUUGGACGUUGGGUUGUUGUUACGGGGAAGCUACAAUAAUUUUGGAAAAAGGAAUUUGCAAAACAACUAAAGUCCCAAGUUAAACCCAGGGGUGAAGCGCAACCUCAACCCCUCGAGUCAAGUUCAGAGCCGAUGGCCCAGCCGAGGGGAAUGGAGCUUUUGCCUGGCCAAGCUGUCGAGUGGGUGCCGGGUCGUCCCCAGGGAGGAUUCCUAUGUUGAGAAACGUAUCCCCGAGUGGGUCACUCCAUUGUUGCCGCCCCGCAGACUAGACGGGAGGAGUAUGACUACAAGGGACCACCGCAAUGACCAUGGGAGGUUCGGGCAGAGGACGACUAUUGAGAGCCAGAGCGCCCGCCCCAGAAAAGUCGCCGACCAACAAUGUAUUGACCGCCUAGCCCAGCCCGGGUUUACUCGCCAGAAAGGUCUUGGGAGCCCUGCGGGCCAGUUAAACGGUCCAAGGAAGAGGAGAGGUAUGGGCAGCAUCCCAAACGCUCUUACAGGUAUGAAGGGCAGGAACUUCAGCAUCCGGAUGGAUGAGCCCCAAGUUAUCGCCCUGCCCCAAGGUGCAGCUAUGACCAAGCACUACGAGAUGUAGUUCCAAGGCGCAUUACUUGAGAGUUUACCCUGACGAAUUUUGACUUACGUUUUAUCCCUGCGUAUAACCCCCCCCCAUGGAUGUCUUGACCUAUAUGACUUUAUUCAAACUAACAUGCCAGGAACUGGGGGUCCCCUCAAAACUGUAUAUGUCUAUUAUGAGGACGUUGAUUGGUGGGGAGUUGGCGGAUCUCAUGGGCCAUCUUCCUUUGUCCCACGCGCUAGAUUAUGAACCAUAUAAACGCCUUGUUUUGCAAAGAUAUGGACUGCAUGCGGAAAGCUACAGCCACACAACUCAGACCUUAUAUAAACCAUG